This is a messenger RNA of Trematosphaeria pertusa, 2625 nucleotides long. RefSeq lists its product as uncharacterized. Gene Ontology annotation, molecular function: zinc ion binding; ubiquitin protein ligase activity. Gene Ontology annotation, cellular component: nucleus. Gene Ontology annotation, biological process: ubiquitin-dependent protein catabolic process; protein ubiquitination. NCBI's taxonomy places the organism in Eukaryota, Fungi, Ascomycota, Dothideomycetes, Pleosporales, Trematosphaeriaceae. The record is from RefSeq and is a predicted model, not a curated record. The transcript has 2 exons. Bases 43 to 2445 code for a protein of 800 amino acids.
CUCCCUCCACGCCUCCUACACCUAGCAGUGGAGCAUGUCCCCAUGAGUCUAUUCUCUUCCUUUAUUAUUGACCCAGUAGUCCGCCAUGCGCGUCGCAUUUCCGGUGCCAUACCGCAGGUCGGAGAAGGCGGCGCGCCUGAGGGUGUACUUUCACGUGCAAAUCGCAGUUCCACGUCUCCCACUCCAGCGAUCGCCCCUCUUGACGCGACCGUAGCGCACGACGAAGACGCUCCCCAGACGGAAGACGGCAGCCCAGUGAUAGAUCGCUUUCGACAGUACUCGCCGUUCAUUCGCCGUCCCCGCUCUGCUGGUGCAGAGGACGAGGGAGCAGGCGGCCAUGCCGGCAGCUUGCAUGAGCCUCCGUUAAGCUUAUCGCGCCGGCAAACAGCACCGAGCACGCCCAUCAGCAUCCCGGCCGAUGUAAGCAUGUCCUCCAAUCCGUCGCGCACACUCGGCACGCAUUUUGAACGGCGCCAUCUCGACUCGCCGCCCGCUGCAGCGCCCUCCACGACGACCCUCCAACGCCCGGGCAGCCCCGGGUUAGAUACAGAAACCGGCGCACAGCAUGCUCCAACCAUGUCCGAGGCGCUGCCCGCCGACGAUGGCAUGCGCCAUCUCCGGGCGCGCAUCCACGGCAUCAGAGACCUGAAGAUUACCGACGCGGAAAAGGCGCGCAUGAUGCACAGUCUGAUGACGGAGCGCUACAACUUCCUGCGACCAACCUCACCGAGCAGCUUCGUCUCGCACGACCGCCCCUUCACGCCUACGUCUGGCCAGUCCGUCUUCUCAGAAGUCCAGAUCUCGUCUCCCGUUUCCGCUGCGUCCGAAGUCGACCCCGAGAACCCCUUCAACCUGCGACCCGGCGACACCAACCCCACGUAUCGGCGUCGGUCUGCCGACCACACGGUAGGCAUUGCUGGGGAAGACGAGGACUUGGACACCUUUGAGGAGCAUGUCUCACUCGGGUGCCAGCACUAUAAGCGCAAUGUCAAGGUGCAGUGUUACGACUGCCGGCGAUGGUACACGUGCCGGCACUGCCAUGACGCCGUCGAGGAGGACCAUAAUCUGAACAGGGUGAAGACGCAGAAUAUGCUCUGUAUGGUGUGCGGCACUCCGCAGAAAGCCGCAGAGUACUGCACACAGUGUGGCACACAAUCGGCCUGCUACUACUGCGUCAUUUGCAAGCUGUGGGACAACAACAGCAGCAAGCAGAUCUACCACUGCACCGACUGCGGAAUCUGUAGGAGAGGCGAGGGUCUGGGGAAGGACUACGUACAUUGCAAGAACUGCAAUGUGUGCAUAUCCAUCGCCCAUGCCACGUCUCAUAAGUGCAUCGAGCGCGCCACCGACUGCAACUGUCCGAUAUGUGGCGAGUAUCUGUUCAACUCCUCCACUGCCGUGGUCUCCAUGCCUUGUGGCCAUUACUUACACAAGGAGUGCUACAACCAGUACAUGGAGACGGCGUACAAAUGCCCCACAUGCAAGAAGAGCGCCGUGAAUAUGGAACUGCAAUGGCAGAAACUAACGCAGGCGAUUGAAAGUCAGCCAAUGCCCGAGCAGUUCGCCAAUACUCGUGCAGUCAUUCAGUGCAAUGACUGCUCUGCCAGAUCUUCCGUCAAAUAUCACUGGCUCGGGAACAAGUGUAGCACCUGCGAUUCCUACAACACGAACGAGCUUCGAAUACUGAACGGUCCGGAAAGUGAGGAGACUGCAAAUGCUCUCCUAGAUGCCGAUGUCGAUUCAGGAGCGAGAUCACCGGUCAGUGUAAGCUCUCCCGCUUCCCAGCCGCUUCGCUCGCCUCGUUAUUAUUUCCAGCCCGACGAACCAGAACAGACAUGGCUCCCAGGACAGUUACCUUCUUUCCCCUUCCAGAUGCCUCAAAUGCCUCAGAUGCCCCAGAUGCCUCAAUUCCCAGGGAUGCCCCAAUUUCCGGGCAUGCCUCAGCUCCCACAGUUCCCCCAGAUGCCGCAAAUGCCUCAGAUGCCGGAUCCCUACGAGCUGAUGGAGCGCGUUCGUAAAUCGUUUGAUCACUAUCUCAACCCGACGGGCGAAGUCCGUAACGAGGACGUCCCGAUCAUCGACCUGGGCGAAGAGCACCGCGAACGCCGCGCCACGGAUGGCACCACUGUCCGGGAGCCCUCGCUUCCCCAAUACGUCCUCGAGCGCUUCCAUAGGUCUAUAUCGCCUCUUCGCAAUUAUCUGAAUCCAUCUACAGACCAAAUUCCUAGACUAGAUCUUUCCGAGGGACAUGACCCAGAUGAUCUUCAGUUCUGGGGCGAGGACGGCGGGCGAGUGGAUCACUUUCUCUCUGGCGGUGAAGUGGACGAUGGCGACGAUGAAGAGAGCAGCAGCAGCAGCGAGGAGAGCAUGGAUGAUGAAGAGGAGGAUGACGAAGGCGAUGUUGAGGAAGACGGCAAUGACAUUGAGCUACCAGGGCAUCGGUGACCUACUCGUAGGUAUCUUCGGCGUUCACAUGGAAAGAGGGGCUUCCACACUGGAGUAUGGAUUCAUCAAUUCCUGUGUCAGCAUUGGAGGUGUCAUGGAGUACUGGAGAUGCCUGGCACACUCUUUCGUGAACAUAAAUACCCAUCUCAUAUAGAAAAUAAACGCCCUAUGAAGCUCAAA